UUGUUUCGUUGCAAACACCUAACCGGAAACACAAUCAAAACCCCAAAACGGACUCCUUAAACAGUACAAUCCGGCAAAAAGCACGUUAAGUUGGCUUCCAACAAACGGUAACAAUGGCCACGAACGAUCCAUCGCAUCCUGGUAGCAAGGCUUCCAACGUGGCAAUGGCCGCCACCAUCUCUUAUGUACAAUGUCAGAAUUUGAAGUACAAUGUCAUCAUCAUCGGCUGGCUAGGCGUAAUCUUCUCCACCGUUAUCCUGGGCAGCUCUGCGCUGACCAUCCACUUGCGUCCGGACAUCGAGCUGCUGCUCAACCAAUGGCCAUUGAAUUUGGUUCCGGUUACAGAACAGCAGAUACUGAUCAAUUUGUUGACCAUCUUUAGCUCCAUUGUGUACGGACUGUCGUUGAUCAACAUGGGAGUCAGUCUCCUGCUGUUAAUAGGUAUAGCUCGGGACUCAAGUUACUUGAUGUAUCCCUGGUUGAUCUAUAAUGGCGUUAUUUUUGGAUUUGGUCUUUAUUUGGGGGUUUUCUAUGCAACCGCAGGUCUGUUUAUUGACCUUUCAAGCUUUCUAAUGUGUCUUCUGGUGUUCAACCUUGUGCUGGUUAUUUUUUACAAGAUCUACCACGAGGUCUUCACCCUGUUUCGUGUGAUUGAGCAGCAGUCGAAGGGUGGUGGAUUGGGUGGGCUUUACUACCAGGAUGCUGAGCAUGCAUGGACCGUCAGUGGAGUUCCCUAUCAGCAGGUCUAUAUGCCGCGUCUGCCAAUCCAAAAGUAACACAAUCCACAUUAUCAACAUCCAGACUGAAAAUGCAACUGCAACAGCAACAGCAACGAAUUGAGAAAAUUAAAGAAAAUGAAAUUUGGACUACGUUUGUACGAUUAAUAAACGUUUGACGGGUUCGAAGUCA
Messenger RNA from Drosophila eugracilis, 909 nucleotides. RefSeq lists its product as uncharacterized. The transcript has 4 exons. The coding region runs from base 114 to 776 and encodes 220 amino acids. The record is from RefSeq and is a predicted model, not a curated record. NCBI's taxonomy places the organism in Eukaryota, Metazoa, Arthropoda, Insecta, Diptera, Drosophilidae.